UAUAACUUCUAGAAAGAAGAUUUGUUUCUAAACAACAACUACAGUGUCCUUUGAGGGGAAAACAGUGGAGCAUCGUCUAGGAUUCAAACACAAGCUGAAAGCAGAUUUCAACAUUAAAAGUUUGACUCUGGUUCAAGCAAUGCUGUGUGAAGGGAGACUGCUGAGCAUGACCUACGGCGAGAUGGAGGAGAUGGACUCGCUGCCUUCUCAGAAGACUUUUCACUUUGCUGGGGGGCCGCCAAAAGGCUCCCUCACACCAACCGCCUCCAGACCCGCUCCACUAGCUUGUCACAGCCCCUUGAAGGAAGCAGGAGGCACAGAGGGUUUCAGGGCUGCAGUCGACCUGGUUAUCUCUCCCUUGUCAACCUCACAUCUCCAGGGAGUACAUGCAAGGAGGCAGAUGUCUGCAGAGAUGGAAAUCCCUGCCCAAACUCAUUCUGACUGUGGUAAUUCCCCCUUCGUGGUUCCCUCCUUCUGCCAGAGCAUCUGUCAAAACUACAGCGACCUCCAUAUUGCGGGCGAGCAGGUGUUGCCUCUCUCAGCCAAUGAUGCAGAUUUGAGGGUCUGUGCUGAGGUGCAGCCCGUGCGGCCCUUCCUACAGUCAUGUGAUGUCCCGCCGGCGGUGGAGGAUUCUCCUCCAGGACAGCGAGGUCUGCAGAACCUGCUCAGGAGAGGUUCAAACCACUGGAGACAGGUGAGCGGCCGCAAUCCCAGCUUUAUGUUCCAGGGUCACGAGGGACCCUUCUCCAAUUCCCUCCUGAAUCAUUACCUAGAGCAGAAAGUCCUGGAUCUAUACCAGCAGUACAUGAUGGAGAACAUGGCGAGGGAGGGAGCUCCCGGUACCCACGGGGAUGCCGGCGUGAUUUGCCCCCUGCUGGGCUCAGAGCUUGUUCUCACCAGCCUCGACCAGAUCACCCAACAGCUCAGCCGGGAAGGCAACAUGGAGGCCGGCCUGGCCAAGGACAUGGUCCUGAGCUGUCUUCUGCGGGUGGCCAGUGACCUGCAGUCGGGGGAGAUCAGCACUCCCUUCCUGCAGAUUUCCAAUGAGGCCUCAAGGGAGCUGCUCACCGAGAGUACGCAGGAAUAACCACAAACUAAAAAAAAAAACUCGCUUUCUGUUCUCCUUUGCACUUAAAUGUUCAAAUGUUUAGAGAGAAAACCUAGAAUGGAAGUAGAUAAGCAUUCAGUGUAUUCUUUGUAUUGUCUUUUCUUUCUAAUAGGUAAUAAACAGGAACUGAAAACUGAAA
Fundulus heteroclitus (mummichog) is the source of this 1247-nucleotide messenger RNA. RefSeq names its product protein CXorf21. The coding region runs from base 140 to 1087 and encodes 315 amino acids. NCBI's taxonomy places the organism in Eukaryota, Metazoa, Chordata, Actinopteri, Cyprinodontiformes, Fundulidae. Gene Ontology annotation, biological process: regulation of toll-like receptor signaling pathway. The transcript is spliced from 2 exons. The record is from RefSeq and is a predicted model, not a curated record.